AUGGCGUUUUGGUGGCCUUUACUGGUGCUCGCGUUUGCAUAUGCGAUCUGUAGAUUCCUCCUUAUGCUCAUCCCUUCCAACGUGCCGUCUAUUGACGUUGAUGCCUCUGAUGUGUUGGAUGAUGGGAAUCAAACAAUGGAAAACAGCUUCAUCUAUAUACCUUCAAGAAGACAAACAGAUAAAGUCCCGUGUUAUGAGCCUGCAACAAUGAAGUACCUGGGCUACUUCCCUGCACUGAAACCUGAUGAGGUUAAGGAGCGUGUGGCACAGGCAAGGAAAGCUCAAAAGAUAUGGGCACAAAGUAGCUUCAAGCAAAGGCGUCAGUUUCUGCGGAUACUUCUAAAGUAUAUCAUUGAACAUCAGGAUCUUAUAUGCGAAAUUUCUUCACGUGAUACUGGAAAAACCAUGGUAGACGCUUCUUUGGGGGAAAUUAUGACAACAUGUGAGAAGAUCACUUGGCUUCUGUCCGAGGGAGAAAAGUGGCUAAAGACUGAGUACAGAUCCUGUGGAAGAUCGAUGAUUCACAAGACAGCCAAAGUGGAAUUCCAUCCCCUUGGUGUUAUUGGAGCUAUUGUUUCAUGGAACUAUCCAUUUCACAACAUAUUCAAUCCAAUGUUGGCAGCAGUCUUCUCAGGAAACAGCAUUGUGAUUAAGGUUUCAGAACAUGCAAGUUGGUCAGGAUGUUUUUAUCUGCGUAUAAUCCAAGCUGCCCUCGCUGCUAUAGGAGCUCCUGAAAAUUUAGUCGAAGUAAUAACUGGGUUUGCUGAAACGGGAGAAGCGCUAGUGUCAUCAGUAGACAAAAUCAUAUUUGUUGGAUCACCUGGUGUGGGUAGAAUGAUAAUGAGGAAUGCUGCAGAUACAUUAAUACCUGUCACGCUUGAGCUUGGUGGAAAAGAUGCAUUUAUUGUCUGCGAAGAUGUGAAUGUACCACAUGUUGCACAAAUUGCUGUCAGGGGGGCUCUUCAAUCAAGUGGACAAAAUUGUGCUGGAGCUGAGAGAUUUUAUGUUCAUAAAGACAUUCAUUCAGCAUUUGUUGCUGAAGUUGUCAAAAUUGUGAAAUCUGUAACUGCCGGUCCUCCACUACUUGGAAAAUAUGAUAUGGGAGCCAUCUGCAUGCAGGAGCAUUCUGAAAAGCUUCAGAGUCUGGUAAAUGAUGCCCUUGACAAAGGAGCUGAAAUUGCUGGUCGAGGAAGUGUUGGAAAUAUUGGUGAAGGUGCUGUGGAUCAAUACUUCCCUCCUACUGUGAUUAUAAAUAUGAACCAUACUAUGAAACUGAUGCAGGAAGAGGCAUUUGGACCAAUUAUGCCUAUAAUGAAAUUUAGUUCCGAUGAAGAAGUUGUUGAACUUGCAAAUGAUUCCAAGUAUGGUCUUGGAUGUGCUGUGUUUUCUGGCAGCCAGCGUCGUGCCAAACAGAUAGCUUCCCAGAUACACUCUGGAGUUGCUGCAGUCAAUGAUUUUGCAUCGACUUAUAUGUGUCAGUCCCUUCCGUUUGGAGGUGUAAAGGAGAGUGGAUUUGGAAGAUUUGCUGGUGUAGAAGGGUUGCGAGCUUGCUGUCUUGUUAAAUCUGUAGUGGAGGAUCGAUGGUGGCCUUUCAUCAAAACCAAGAUACCUAAGCCUAUCCAGUAUCCUAUUUCAGAGAAUGGGUUCAAGUUUCAGGAGUCGCUUGUAGAAGCUUUAUAUGGCUUGAACGUGUGGGACCGUCUGCGUUCAUUGGUAGAUGUUCUCAAAAUGCUGUCAGACCAAAACGCGUCUAAAGGCAACAAGAGAACCGACUGA
This is a messenger RNA of Fraxinus pennsylvanica, 1776 nucleotides long. The record is from the annotation of a GenBank genome assembly. NCBI's taxonomy places the organism in Eukaryota, Viridiplantae, Streptophyta, Magnoliopsida, Lamiales, Oleaceae.